AUGAAUUGGCCAGCUUUGGAAAGUGAUCCUACAAUUUUUACAAAUUAUUUACGAACAAUAGGGCUAGCUGAAUUUUGGGAAUUUUCUGAAAUUUAUAGCAUGGAUUUUGAAAUGCCUGCUGCUGCGAUUGUUUUGGCUUUUAGAACACAUCUGCCUGGGCCUAUUUUUACUGGCACUGAAGUUUCUGCUCCUUAUUUUAUAAAGCAGAUCAGUGAACUAGACGCUGCCUGUGGAAUUUUGGCAGCAAUUCAUGCAAUUUUUAAUGCAGAGGCUGAUUUAAUAGAAGGAAGCCUUAUUCAGCAAUUAAAAGCUAACAUUUUUAAUAAAUCCCCAUUAGAGACAGCUAAUAUAAUGGCUGGAAGCCAAGAAAUAAAGCAGUCACACCAAGCAUUUGCAGCUGAGGGCCAAACAAACCCAACAACUACUCCAAUUACACACCAUUUUGUUGCUGUUCUUCCUGGGUUUAUCCUUUUUGAUGGGGGAAAUCAAAGUCCAGUCCAGCUCGAUAUUCAAGGAGAAUUUUGUGUAGGAUUUUUUGAGUUAGUAAAAUCAAAAAUUGCUGAAGGGCUAAUAUCGGAGGAUAUGAAUUUAAUGGUGCUUAAAAUGGUUGAUUAA
Molecule: messenger RNA, 615 nt
Organism: Blepharisma stoltei
Lineage: Eukaryota; Ciliophora; Heterotrichea; Heterotrichida; Blepharismidae
Source: the annotation of a GenBank genome assembly